This is a messenger RNA of Haemonchus placei, 870 nucleotides long. NCBI's taxonomy places the organism in Eukaryota, Metazoa, Nematoda, Chromadorea, Rhabditida, Trichostrongylidae. The record is from the annotation of a GenBank genome assembly.
AUGGAGCAUCCGUUGGUGCAGCGUCUGCUGGAUGUGAAAUUCGACACGAAACGCUUCGUCUCACUUGUCACUCAUGGUGGUAAGAAUUUUCCGGAUUCAGAAGGACGAAAGUUUAUCGCCGAGCAUUUCGACAUCACGAUUCAGGCCUCCAUACUAUAUGUACUUGUAGUAUUCGGCACAAAAUUCUUCAUGCGAAAUCGGCAGCCCUUCUCUUUGUUCAUACCUCUGAAUAUCUGGAAUUUUAUUCUAGCCGUGUUUUCGAUUAUGGGUAUGAUCAAAUUAACGCCGGAAUUUUGGGGCACUCUCUCUGAUAAAGGGUUUCAAAAUUCAUAUUGCUUUGCAUACGAUUUCACAAAGGGUGAAAAUGGUUACUGGGUGUUCCUCUUCAUCGUAUCGAAGCUAUUCGAGUUGGUUGAUACUGUAUUUAUUGUUCUUCGGAAACGGCCUCUCAUGUUCCUUCACUGGUAUCAUCACAUCCUCACCGGUAUAUACGCCUUCUAUUCUCACCCUCAUACUCCCGGUUUUAACCGCUAUGGAAUCUACCUCAACUAUAGCGUUCAUGCGUUUAUGUACAGCUACUACUUCAUGCGCUCAAUGAAGAUUAACGUUCCCGGUAUUGUUGCAAAGUUCAUAACUACUCUCCAAAUACUUCAGUUUGUGAUAUCGUGUGGUAUUCUAGCACACAUUGGAUACUUGGUUCAUGUUGCUGGGGUCCCCUGUGAUUUCGACGAUAACAUCUUCAUUCUGGCAACGUUCAUGGACACAACAUAUCUAAUUCUAUUCAUCAACUUCUUCCUGAAGUCAUAUGUGUUGCGUGGUGGUAAAGCAAAAUAUCAGGCGGUACAGACAAAGUUGAAGAAAACCAACUAA